Messenger RNA from Cooperia oncophora, 294 nucleotides. NCBI's taxonomy places the organism in Eukaryota, Metazoa, Nematoda, Chromadorea, Rhabditida, Trichostrongylidae. The record is from the annotation of a GenBank genome assembly.
AUGAAUUUGGUACCGUGCAAUUCAUGCAAGAAUGAGAUACCAGAGAUACCAGCCGGCACACCAUUCUACGAAGUUGAUCAGCAGCCAAAAUGCAAGGAUUGCUGCAUUAAGGACGGUACAAAGUCAUCACCAAUGGCGCCAACACCGGCAGAGAAACCCGAACCGAAAACUGCUUCAGAACCGGUCCCUUGCAAGAAAUGCAACAGAACGAUCCCUGCUGGAAACAAGUUCUAUGAGGUUAACAAUGCACCAAAAUGCAAGGACUGCUGUAUUGUAGGUUCUUCUCAUUUGUGA